Molecule: messenger RNA, 1135 nt
Organism: Cajanus cajan (pigeon pea)
Lineage: Eukaryota; Viridiplantae; Streptophyta; Magnoliopsida; Fabales; Fabaceae
Product: Ssu72-like family protein
Biological process (GO): mRNA processing
Cellular component (GO): nucleus
Molecular function (GO): phosphoprotein phosphatase activity
Source: RefSeq, a predicted model, not a curated record
AGGAACUCAUUUGGUAUUCAUCUCAGGAAAAAGAAUUGACACAAAGUGAAUCAUCAUAUCACAUGUGCCCUAACCAAAGUACUCCAUUGCCGAAGUUAAUUUAUUUUGUUCCGUGUUCUCUUGUCUUCUUCACUUGCAAUCAGUUUGAGAAUCAGAACAAUGAAGUUUCGUUACGCCAUGGUGUGUUCUUCGAACCAGAACCGAAGCAUGGAGGCUCAUUUCCUGCUCAAGAAGCAUGGCUUCGACGUGUCUUCAUACGGCACCGGUGCCCACGUUAAGCUCCCUGGUCCCUCCCUCAGAGAACCCAACGUCUACGACUUCGGAACCCCCUACAAGCACAUGCACGACGACCUCCGCACCAAAAACCCUGAUCUCUACCGGCGAAACGGAAUCUUGCCAAUGCUUAAAAGAAAUUCUUCGGUCAAAUUGGCACCUCAGCGAUGGCAAGAAAAUGCUGCUGAUGGCUCGUUUGAUGUGGUGUUUACAUUUGAAGAAAAAGUGUUUGAUAUGGUUGUUGAAGAUCUCCAUACUAGAGAUCAUGUUUUAAUGAAAACUGUGCUGGUAAUCAACUUGGAGGUAAAAGAUAACCAUGAUGAAGCAGCUGUGGGAGCCAGGCUUACUUUAGAUCUAUGUCAGCAGAUUGAAGCUGCAGAAUCAUGGGAGGAGUCAGUUGAUGACAUUAUUGCUGGUUUUGAGAAACAACAUCGACGGAAGCUUUUGUUUAGUGUUUCCUUCUACUAAAAAGUACCUGUCUCCCAAACAAAAAGUGUUGCACUAAGGGGCACUUAAUACGCUGAAAGUUUUUUCUCUCCUAGAAAUCUGAAGGGAAAAAAAAAAGAAAAAUAGAUUCUUUGGAACUGGGGGUGUUUUUGGUACAAGUUUCUUACCAAAUUGUAUCCAUGGGAGAGCUGAGAAACUGACAUUCUUGACUUUAUGAUUUUUCUGGAUUUAUAAUUCUUAGGAACUAUGAUUUUCAGGCAUGAAAAAGUUUUCCCUCUGCCAAACACUCCCUAAUUGAAUACUCAAUGGUUUGAUGAACCAUUUUUGUAAAUUUGUCAUGUAGAUCUCAUUUCAAAUGAAAACUAAUGUAUUGGCUGUUGUGCACUAAAUGUUGCUUACCUCUUUUAUGUGUUCA